Molecule: messenger RNA, 1149 nt
Organism: Drosophila ananassae
Lineage: Eukaryota; Metazoa; Arthropoda; Insecta; Diptera; Drosophilidae
Exons: 2
Coding region: 176-1000 (274 amino acids)
Source: RefSeq, a predicted model, not a curated record
UUAUGUGUCUCUGCCAUUCCUCCUGCCAUGUAUAAAAUGUCUUUGCCGGACACUUGUUGAACCAUUUAAUAGAGUCACUCGUCCAGCGACACACAUCAAGCCCCAGGUUGCCUUUGCCCAGGUUCCGGUCUCACAAAGUAUCCACAAGUCCUCAGUUCUAAAAUCUAUAAUCAUUAUGGCAAUUAAGUUGGUCGCCCUUUUGGCCAUUGGCCUGGCCGUUCUGGCCAUUACCGAAGCCCGCCAUGUGCCCGGUCACCGUCACCACGGUCACUUCCAGGAGCGCGCCCUCAUCGCCAAGCCCCAUUCCGGACCCCAGGGACGUGUCUUCCCCGGUGCCGUGGCCAUCAAGAAGCUGGUCCUGCUGAAGUUCAAGAAGAUCGUGCCCAUCUCCCUCAUCCUGCUGAAGUCCAGCAACGAAAAUGAAGCCGAACUGGUGCCCGUCUACCCCACCGACCAGAUCCCCGAGAAUGUCCAGUUCAUCCCCACUCCAAAUGGCAUUUCCGGCCACAAGGAUGUCCAGGCCAUCGCCAUUCCCACCGAGCUGCACGACCAGCUGCAGAUCAACGGACUCUCCAACCUGGAGAACAUCGAGGCCCUCCUGCAGAGCAGCUCCAUUUCCGCCGCCGACAACGAGGCUGAGGGCGGUGCUCCAGUUGGAAACAGCAUUGCUGUCGCCCAGCCCGAGGAUAUUGUCCUGGACCAGCCCGAGAACGAUGAGGAUCAGCUGCUGGAUGGUGGAGCUCCCGCUCCCGCUCCCGCUGCUGCCGUCGCCCCUGUCGCUGCCCCCGCCGCUGGACCCGGCCUGCGUCGCCUCUCCGCCGAUGAGCUGCUCCGCUCCGGAGUGAGGAACUCCGCUCAGCUCCAGCAGACUAGCGUGGAGGAGAUCCCUCUGCUUCUGUACUCAGCCAACGAUGGUUCCGUUUCCGUAUCCGGCGGAUCCGGACGCCGCUUUGUGGCCGCCACGCCCGCCAAGAGGCGUCGCCAGCAAUUCUACAACUAAGUCCACUUAGGAAUCCUUCUCUUCUCAUCCUCUUCACCCUUAAACCCUUUCAACCUACUUAUAUGGCUGUCACACACGGGCUUCACUGUACACUCUUCCCCUCCUCUCUCGCCCUCUCACGCUAUGUAUUUAUUUUUUUUUUUUUUACU